UUCUUGGCCCCAAGAAGCUCACCUUUACCUUGGGAGGCUGGUGACCUCUGUUCUCCUUUCUCUUGGCCUCAGCCAAGCACUGACCUUGCCCACUCCCUCUAGCCUGUCUAACAAUCUCCUCUACAAAGAGACUCAGACUGAGGAUCCCCAGGAGUUCCAUGCCUAAGGGUGACUUGGGAGACCAACCCCCUCUAUCCCUUCCCCAGCCCACUAGCUGAGUCCUGGCCUGCCAGUCCGGAAUGAUCCCGCUAUGGCCAAGCUCUGGUUCAAAUUCCAGCGGUACUUCCGCCGGAAACCUGUGCGCUUCUUCACCUUUCUGGCUCUCUACCUGACAGCUGGGAGCCUCGUCUUCCUGCACUCAGGCUUUGUGGGCCAGCCCGCUGUCUCCCAGAGUCAGGCCAACCCCGCUGUGGGGAGCCCAGCUGAAGGCGCAGAACUGCCCUUCCUGGGUGACUUGCACCUGGGCAGAGGUUUUCGGGACACAGGUGAAGCCUCCAGCAUCGCCCGCAGAUAUGGACCCUCGUUCAAAGGCAAAGACACCAAUGAGAGAGCCAAGCUUGGAGACUAUGGUGGAGUGUGGAGCCGAGCCCUCAAGGGAAGAGUGGUCAGAGAGAAGGAGGAGGAGCGAGCCAAGUACAUCGGCUGCUACCUGGAUGAUACACAGAGUCGGGCCCUGCGAGGCGUGUCCUUUUUUGACUAUAAAAAGAUGACCAUCUUCCGUUGCCAGGACAACUGUGCUGAAAGGGGUUACCUGUAUGCUGGGCUGGAGUUCGGUGCUGAGUGCUACUGUGGCCACAAGAUCCAGGCGGCAAACGUGAGCGAGACAGAGUGCGACAUGGAGUGCAAGGGUGAACAUGGCAGUGUGUGCGGUGGCGCCAACCGGCUCUCCGUCUACCGGCUGCAACUGGCCCAGGAGUCGGCCCGCAGGUAUGGAAGUGCUGUAUUCCGAGGCUGCUUCCGCAGGCCUGACAACCUCUCCCUGGCCUUGCCUGUAACAGUUGCCAUGCCGAACAUGUCUGUGGACAAGUGCGUGGACCUCUGCACAGAGAAGGAGUACCCACUGGCAGCUCUCGCAGGCACCGCCUGCCACUGUGGGUUUCCCACUACACAGUUCCCCCUCCAUGAGAGAGAAGAUGAACAACUCUGUGCACAGAAGUGCAGUGCAGAGGAGUUUGAAAGCUGUGGCACUCCCAGCUACUUCAUCGUGUACCAGACACAGGUCCAAGAUAACCGCUGCAUGGACAGAAGGUUCCUCCCGGCCAAGUCCAAACAGCUCAUCGCCCUGGCCAGCUUCCCUGGGGCUGGCAACACGUGGGCUCGCCACCUCAUCGAGCUGGCCACCGGCUUCUACACAGGCAGCUACUACUUCGAUGGGUCCCUGUACAACAAAGGGUUCAAAGGCGAGCGGGACCACUGGCGCAGCGGGCGGACCAUUUGCAUCAAAACCCACGAGAGCGGCCAGAAGGAGAUCGAGGCCUUUGACGCCGCCAUCCUGCUCAUCCGGAACCCCUACAAGGCCCUCAUGGCCGAGUUCAACCGCAAGUACGGCGGCCACAUCGGCUUCGCCGCGCACGCCCACUGGAAGGGCAAAGAGUGGCCGGAGUUCGUGCGCAACUACGCCCCCUGGUGGGCCACGCACACGCUGGACUGGCUCAAGUUCGGCAAGAAGGUGCUGGUGGUGCACUUCGAGGACCUGAAGCAGGACCUGUUCGUGCAGCUGGGCCGCAUGGUGCGCCUGCUGGGCGUGGUGGCGCGGGAGGACCGGCUGCUGUGCGUGGAGAGCCAGAAGGACGGCAACUUCAAACGCUCGGGGCUGCGCAAGCUCGAGUUCGACCCCUACACGGCCGACAUGCAGAGGACCAUCGCCGCCUACAUCAAGAUGGUAGACGCGGCGCUCCGGGGCCGCAACCUCACCGGCGUGCCCGACGACUACUGCCCGAGAUGAUG
Molecule: messenger RNA, 1947 nt
Organism: Castor canadensis (American beaver)
Lineage: Eukaryota; Metazoa; Chordata; Mammalia; Rodentia; Castoridae
Source: RefSeq, a predicted model, not a curated record